Molecule: messenger RNA, 615 nt
Organism: Trifolium pratense (red clover)
Lineage: Eukaryota; Viridiplantae; Streptophyta; Magnoliopsida; Fabales; Fabaceae
Exons: 5
Coding region: 1-615 (204 amino acids)
Source: RefSeq, a predicted model, not a curated record
AUGUGUGUAUUCCCGCCAGAGGAGGAUUUGGCUGAAUUUCCUGGAGGGCCGAAGGACACCAGCGUUCUCACAUCGUACAAAUCACAUUUUGCGAGAUAUCAUCGUUUGACACUUGUCCCUGUCAGUCACGGGAAGAAGAUGAAGGAAUUAGUUAAAAUAACGUCGGAUGCACAGUGGUUUAGGGAUACAGUUGAAGCGACUGGCUGUCGUAUGAUUGACCACACCCCAAUAUCAAAAUAUCAGGGUAUUGACGCGCUGGUUAGCCUUCUCAGAGCAGAUCCUAUUGAUGCACAUUCGGAGUAUUUUGAGGAUUUGGAGUUGGUGAGUGAUUAUGCGUGGGGUGUUUCUGCUUUGGCCUUUUUGUACAACGGUCUCUCUGCUGCCAACAUGCCGAAGUGGACAACGGUCACAAGUUACAUGACACUGCUUCAGGCCUGGAUCCAUGCACACUUUCCUCGUAUUUGUGGAGGCGUUCAGGUUUCCAGAUAUGAUGAAUCGGAGUCUGCUGCCAUGAAGUAUAUUCCAACAAAGGGGGAUAUCAUAUCUACGUAUCGAUUGGCACUUGACCGCACACUAGGAUGUGACAUCACAUGGGCGCUAUAUAGUGAGCACUGA